AUGGCACAAUCAUCUGCCGCCAAUGGAAGACCUUGUUCAGAGAAGAAAACUCUAGAUGACCAGGCAAGAAAUACAGAUCUAGACAAUGAUAAUGACGACACCAUAAUUGAGCGCCUGGACCUUGAGGCAAGUGAUGAAGAGAAAUACAGUACGGUUCCCACGAAAACAUCAAAUUCGAAUGAUAAUGCACAUAUAGAGAGCAAUGUUAAUGUGAAUCUACGAUUCCACAAACUGUCAGCUCAUGAGAUCGAGGAAGAUGAUGAGGAAGAUGAUGAGCCACCCAUCCUCAAGUACACCAGGCUAAAUGCCCUACCGCCCAACUUUUUUAGAAAAGAUCCCAUUUCCACGCUGUAUUACGACGAAAAUUUGUUUAUCUUUGGCACGCAUACUGGUUUGCUUCUCUUUACGAAGCCUGAUUUUACUCAUAUACGAUCUUUCCGAGCACACAAGGCAUCCGUUCUUUCUCUAUAUACUGACGGCACGUACUUCGCAAGCGGGUCCAUGGACGGAACUGUUGUGAUUGGAUCUGUGGAUGACGCUAAUGACAUUGUCAUGUUUGACUAUAAACGACCUGUGCAUGCUGUUGUUCUUGACAAGAACUACCAAAAAAACCGAUCGUUUAUAUACGGCGGAAUGAGUGGGAAAGUCGUGUAUUCAUAUAAGUCAUGGCUUGACCAACGAACAGAGCUUGUAUUGGACGAAGAGAAUGGAGUAAUUGUCGGUAUACAAGCAAUUGACGACCUUCUCUUGUGGAUGAAUGAUAAGGGCAUCACAAUCUAUCAUGUUACAACGAAGCAGGUAAUCACAACAAUAACAAAGCCUUCAGACUCCUUUCGCAGUGACCUCUACUGGCCUCGAAUUUGCUUUCCUGAGAGUAAUAUGCUCCUUAUUGCGUGGGGCAACUAUAUCUGGUCUUUAAAGGUCUCUUUGAAGGGCACCAGUGGAUCAGGUGCUGGUACAUCAAUAAGAAGCAGGUAUUUGCCAUCUGCGCCUUCUCUUUCCUUUAGACUGUCUCAUGAGAAGAAGGUUGAAAUUAAACAUGUCUACAAGAUGGACUUUUUGAUUUCGGGAAUUGGUAGCUUUAAAGAUGACCUCUGGAUUGUCCUUGUCUACAAUCAACCAGAAAAGAACGAGGAGACAGGCAAAAUUCAGGCUCAAAAUCCUGAUAUCAAGCUAAUAAGCUCAAUUGAUGGAGCUACAGUACACGAAGAAGAGAUUGGUUUUGACUUCACCGACAACCUCGGUCUUAAUGAUUAUCAUCUUGGAAAGCACAUUGGGGAGAGGUCGGUGCGCUACUUUAUCAUGAGUGCAAGGGAUGCUAUUGUUGCGGAACAAAUUCAACUAGAUGAUCGUCUUCAAUGGUAUCUUGACAGAGAAAUGUACUUAGAAGCUUGGCAAAUGAGUCAACACAUCGUGUCGCCUAUCAAAAGACUAACGUAUGGUGUUUCGUAUAUUGAUAGUCUCUUGAAGCAGGAAAAAUGGUCAGAAGCGGCCAACAUGAUGUUAAAUAUUCUUCACGUUGACCCCUCUGAUUUUCCAUUGACAGACACAAAAAGCACAUUGGGAUCAAAAGCCUCCACGACACUGUUGAUUGAAGACAGGGAAGCACUUGUGAAGGAGAUAUCUACAUUAUGGAUCAAAUGGAUAUCUAAAUUUAUCAAAGCUGGUCAUGUUGAAGAAAUUGCAUCAGUCGUACCAGCAGAUACUAGAUGGAACCUCCCUAAGAAGCUCUUUUCUGAAAUCCUAGACUAUUGGAUUGAUCGAUUACCAAAGAGCUCGAAAUUCUACGAUUUGAUCAACACUUGGGAUAUUGACCUUUACGACAUCACGCUCACCACAGCUAAAGUGGAAUCUUAUCUCGAGCAGCACGAGGAUGAUACAAGGUUGAGAAAGCUACUCAUUGCACUCUACGAAAGAUCGUAUAAUCCUCGCAAGGCUAUCCCACACUUAAUUCAUCUCAAGGACCCUAAUAUAUUCGGCUUCUUGACUUCAAACAGUAUACUACCAUAUUUCAUUGACGAAAUCCCUACCUAUAUUACGUUUCGUUUCGAGAAGCCCUCUGACUUGGAACUUCUACCAGUGAACAAAGUUGGAGCAAAAUUACAGGAUGUUAUCGAGCUUUUGGUUGAUGCCAGACAUGAAAUUUCUCCUUCAAAGGUGAUUCAAGUAAUGUCGGAUAACCACUUAGACGUCUUGAACUACUUUUACAUCGAGGAGUUGGUCAACAUCGACGAACUACUUGUGAAAAACCUCGAGAAUGUGCGUGUGCAACUUUACGGUCAGUACGAUCGCUCAAAGCUUCUUCCAUUUUUGACAUCUCAUGAUAACUACGAUAUUUCUAAGGCCAUCGAGAUAUGCGAAAGAAACUCAUUAAUCGAAGAAUUGAUUUAUUUGUUAGGCAAGGUGGGAGAGAACAAGAAAGCCAUGCAGCUUAUAAUGGAACAGCUCAAUGAUCCAAGAAGGGCCAUUCGAUUUGCUAGGAUUCAAAACGAUCGAGAGACCUGGGACAUUCUUUUACUGCAUUCAUACACAAGACCUGAAUUUAUCAAGGCAUUGAUUGAACUAGCAGAUGACAAGUCAAAUGAGUAUUACAAUCCCAUAACUAUAUUACAAAACAUGAACACAGACGUUGAGGUGGAAGGUUUGAAAGAUUCUGUCAUCAAAGUCGAGAAGGAAAACGAAAUGACUAAGAUCAUGAAUGACUUGAUUUUGCGGAUUAUCAUGAAACGAUCCCAACAUUAUUCUCAAACGUACUAUAAAGACAUGAUUCGGGGGAUCAGUAUCGACGAAAAAGACUUUGAAUAUCUUGCAUCAGAAUACGAGGCGCUUGCUGUUCUCGCUGAUACUUCAGAGGGGAAGUAUAGACUUGCCAAAGAAACUGAGCUUUUGCCUGAUUCAACUUGGGCUAAGAAAUCCUUCACUUCCUUAGGACCCAAACUUGAGCAUUUGAAAGCGUUGCGUCAAGCUUUGAAGUUGCAAAACUCAUGA
Messenger RNA from Candidozyma auris, 2988 nucleotides. It is a transcript of the gene VPS41, whose product is annotated as Vps41p. Gene Ontology annotation, molecular function: protein binding. Gene Ontology annotation, biological process: vesicle-mediated transport; endosomal vesicle fusion; cellular response to starvation. Bases 1 to 2988 code for a protein of 995 amino acids. Gene Ontology annotation, cellular component: late endosome; HOPS complex. The transcript has a single exon. The record is from RefSeq and is a predicted model, not a curated record. Lineage: Eukaryota; Fungi; Ascomycota; Pichiomycetes; Serinales; Metschnikowiaceae.